Molecule: messenger RNA, 999 nt
Organism: Linum tenue
Lineage: Eukaryota; Viridiplantae; Streptophyta; Magnoliopsida; Malpighiales; Linaceae
Source: the annotation of a GenBank genome assembly
CCGCAAGAAACCGAAAAUAAUAGGCGACUUGUAAACGCGGAAGCAAAUUGGAAGAAAACCUCUGCAAGGCUCUCAAUCGUUUCUCGGCCAUGGCGACGGCGGCUUUCUCUCCUUCAACAACCACAGCACGCCAGUCCCCUCCAUCGAUCCUCCGUCUUCCCAAUCGCUCACCGGCGGCCUUCUCUUCGCCUCCGAGUUCAGUCUCCUUCAGAUUCUCCACCCCGCCCAAUCUCUCCCGUCGAUCGUUUCUCUCCGUCAGAUCAUCUUCCGUCCCUGCAGUCGCUCCGCCGUCUCCCGGGGGAGUGGCUCCGGCGGUGUCGGUGACGGAGGGUGCGUUGAAGCACCUGAAUCGAAUGAGGAGCGACCGAAAUGAGGAUUUGUGCUUGAGAAUCGGAGUGAAGCAGGGCGGGUGCUCGGGGAUGUCUUACACGAUGGAGUUUGAGAAUCGGGGCAACGCUAGACCCGACGAUUCCGUGAUGGAAUACGACGGCUUCGUUAUCGUUUGCGAUCCAAAGAGUCUCCUAUUCAUAUUCGGGAUGCAGUUGGAUUACAGUGACGCCCUCAUCGGGGGUGGCUUCUCUUUCAAGAACCCUAAUGCGACGCAGACGUGUGGCUGUGGUAAAUCUUUUGCAGCGUAGAUGUGAUGAAGCUGCAGAAGGUUCAUUGUGAUUCACAAAGUUGAAUAUUUACUGUGUAGACAAAUGUUAGCUGUAGCUCUCUAGCUGUAAAAGUAAUUGUCUUUCUUGCAAAUGGUGUAAACGUAUAUCAGUGGCCUCACUGUGUUGUUUGAAGCUUUUACUCUUGUCAAACAAGUGAUGCCUGUAAAAAAAGAACACAUGGAAUUACUUUGUCACUUCCAUAUGUUUUUCUCUACCCGAAACUUUGAAGUUUGAGACUACUGAUAUAUAUGGGGUAUGAACAAUUUGACAAAACUGUGGUAUGUAAAAUCUAAUCAUCUCGAGUUAAAUAUGAGAUCAACAAUCAUAAGUCUUAAGAUGU